Messenger RNA from Fundulus heteroclitus (mummichog), 3814 nucleotides. RefSeq names its product inflammation and lipid regulator with UBA-like and NBR1-like domains (gene ilrun). Lineage: Eukaryota; Metazoa; Chordata; Actinopteri; Cyprinodontiformes; Fundulidae. Gene Ontology annotation, cellular component: phagophore assembly site. Bases 168 to 1019 code for a protein of 283 amino acids. The transcript is spliced from 5 exons. The record is from RefSeq and is a predicted model, not a curated record. Gene Ontology annotation, molecular function: ubiquitin binding. Gene Ontology annotation, biological process: macroautophagy.
UCCCCCCUCGCUCGCGCGGCGCGCCAUGCGCACUGACGCUUGUUGUUGUUGUUAUUGAGCUGGUCGUUAUGGCUGAACGAGGCCUCGGACCUAAUUGAGAGAGGACCCCCUCUCUCUCUCUCUUCCUCCCUCCCUCCCUCCCCACGCCACGGGACGACCCGCCAUCCAUGGAGGGCACGGACAUGGACGUGGACGCGGAGCUCAUGCAGAAGUUCAGCUGCAUGGGCACCACGGACAAGGACGUCCUGAUAUCGGAGUUCCAGAGGCUGCUGGGCUUCCAGCUCAACCCGGACGGCUGCGCCUUCUUCCUGGACAUGACCAACUGGAACCUUCAGGCUGCUAUUGGUGCAUAUUAUGACUUCGAAAGCCCCAGCGUCAACACACCAUCCAUGUCGUUUGUUGAAGAUGUGACAAUUGGAGAAGGAGAGUCUGUUCCUCCGGAUACACUGUUCACGAAGACCUGGAGGAUACAGAACACGGGCGCCGAGUCAUGGCCACCGGGGGUUUGUCUCAAAUACAUCGGAGGGGAUCAGUUCGGACAUGUAAACUCGGUUAUGGUGAAGUCGCUAGACCCACUGGAGAUUUCCGACGUGAGCGUACAGAUGAGGAGUCCUACAAAUCCAGGCAUGUACCAGGGCCAGUGGAGGAUGUGUACAGCAGCUGGAUUAUUCUACGGAGACGUGAUCUGGGUGAUUCUCAGCGUCGAAGUCGGAGGUCUCCUCGGCGUGACUCAGCAGCUUUCUUCCUUCGAGACGGAAUUCAACACGCAACCCCAGCGCAACGUGCAGGGGGACUUCAACCCGUUUGCCUCGCCACAGAAGAACAAGCACGACGCCACCGACGGCAGCUUCAGAGACCCCGGAGGGGCCUGGGAGCGCACACAGGAGUCAAUCCAGCCAGCUCAGAAUGGACUGUCUCAUAAUGCUGUAAAUAGGCCGUCAAAUGGUCUCCAAACAAACCUUUCCGUGGUGACUUAUGGACAGGGUAUUCAUGGUCCCUAUCCAUUUGGAAAGAGCUAGAAAGACAAAGACCCCCCCACUCCCAUGACGAGUGAUGAGCUUAACGUCAUGGGAGUCCUUAAAUGCAGAGGAGUUGGAUGGGGGGGGGGACUUUUCUUUUUUUUUUUUUUUUUUUUUUGACUCAUGACAACUCUCCCUGAAACCUUUAUGGACCUUUCAACAACAGCGGCGAACCUGUCGGAUCGCGUGUACUACAGUAAAACAUCCGACCUGACAUGGAUUCACGUGUGCGAACGCUUCAUUUAAGAGUGCUUUAAACCUCUAAAGAUGGACACACAAGAAUAUUUUUGUUUGUUGUUUUAAUGCCUAAUUAAGGAGAAAAUCCCCCUAAAAAAACCGACAUACAUCUGCUACUCCCAUGGGCAGCCGAAUAGCUUCUCCCUUACAAACCUCAUUAAUGGUAUGGUGAGAAAUUACUGACAUUGGUCAAAAAAUAUCAUUUUAAUUGUUUUUAACAGGGAUUUAAUCAACAAACCGUUUAUUUUAUCCACGACACUGUUCUAAUGUUAUUAGAUUUUGGUUGAGAAGUGAAACUACUGACUUGUCUAACUAUAAGGGGACUUUAGAGGCACAUUCAGAGUUUUUGUAGGAAUUCUCAAUCGUCUUAUCUCCUUGUCCAAAAGCUACAACGUUCUGAUUUCGCCGUGCAAACACCCGGACACAUCCCCGGAGAAAGACGGAGGGUUAGUCUUUGUGACGUUUAAGAUGUUGCACUACGCUCAGAAACUGGCUCACAUCAUUUUAACCCUUUUAUUUGGGAAAUGCUGACAUUUGCGUCGCUCGCUACGCAAACCCAAAUAUUCCUGCUGGAGUGCCGUCCUGCGGUUGCUGGGCUUCUAACUCUUUUUUCCGUUUGAUCUUUUUCCAAUGUAGCUUUUAUUUCCCAGCUUCGCAUUCAAAUAUGAAACACAUUUGAGCCAUGUUUGGCGUUCUUAAAGUUCAAAAUGUGCAGAACCAAGAUUUUAAUCGUUGAAUUGUACCGUCUGUCGAGAUGUAAAACUUUGAACGGGCCCCUGAGCCGAUCUUUUUAACCCAUAUCAAAAAAGAAGAAAAAAAAAAGAAAAUCAUGAUCUGAAAGAUGUUUUACUUAAUCUCAUGCAUGGAAAUGCUGCCGUUUUAUUCGACCAUUUGCUUUUCUCAAGAGGAGACGAGCUAAAAACUCCCCACGCCGCAACACUAAGCGUCGUCACACUAAGCCCUCUGCCUACCGUCCUUGUCCAGGAGUGUAAGAGGCGUUCAUAAAUAUCACUUAUUAUGUCUGUAUGAUCCACAGACAAAAAAAACCCAGAGAGCCAAAACACUAACGUCAAGCAUCGCAAUGUGAAAUCUGCCCAGCUCAGUUUGCACGGGACGGUGUGCGGUUUCCAGGGGAGGUUUUCACCUUAAAACGGACGCUGAAGUGCAAAAAGGAUGCGAGCGAGUUUUGAGUAAGAAGGGUUAAAAAAAAGCCAUUUAAAUCUAUUUUUGCCUGGUGAGCGACUGUAGUCUGAGUCCACGUGUACAGGAUGUGUACUAAAUAUAAAAAUGUAUGCGCGAGUGUGCCUGUCGUGUAUGUAUCUCAACGGUUUCUCCUUGGAUUUAAACUGACGUGAAAUGGUGUAUACUGCUUGGGCAAAGGAUGAAUGGACACGUCGUUACAGAGAGAGCUUUAAACGUCAUGUACCUCAGAAGUAUUUUUUUUUCCUUUUUUUUUUUUUUUUUGGGGGGUGAUCCGUUUGGAUGGACUUGCCACAAGUACCCUGAUGUUAUUUAUUUAAUGUCUUUUUGCUGCAAAUUCAAAAAAAAUGUCUCGUUGACAGCCAGGAGGUGGUGCUAAAAAUCUGAAGACAAACGUGGAGAUCAUGAGAACCAUGUAAGGUAAAAAAAACAAAAUGUAACAAUAAAAAUAAAACGUUCAGCUGGAGCUUGGUAGGCCGUGUUAAUGUUAGAAUGGUCUGCAUUAGCUUUGUUAGCACCGGUUUUCUGUUUCCUAAUAUUUGCACUAUGCUGUCAACCACCUCUGAUGAAGAAAAACAACAAAAAAGAGAAUUUUUUAAAAUUUUGUUUUUAUAAAAGUUGGGAUUGUGACACCAGCAUUUUCCGGGGGGGGGAUCCUGCUUGUUUUGUUCUUCAUCUCCCACCGUCUCCACUUUAUUAAAGAAAGGUUAAAAAAAAAUGCCAGUCUGAUCGCUGCACAGGGGUUGAGAAUCCAAAUGAAUUUGCCUUUUUGUUUAGAUCACACGAGCGAGUGAGUUCGCUGUUACACCUGAAGCUGUACGUCAGCUUUAAAAUGUUUAUCAUGUCUGUGAUUUUUUUUUUUUUCAUGUGUGUUUGACUGAAAAAUAAAAUGGAAAAAGUUAUUAAAUGAGCUUCACAAUAGUUUAAUUUGUGCUAUUCUUUUAUUUUUUUAUUUUUGCUCUCGUCCAUAUUGCCGGCACAGACAUUUAUUACACGUUAUUACACGAGUCCUCUUCCCAAACGGUAUACACUGUUCUCCAUUGCCUCUGUUAGUCAGAACAGUUCAUUUUAUUUUUUUUAUAUAUAUAUCUGUGUGCGUGCGUCCUUCCUUUUUCGUGGGAUCAUGUGUGACGGAGACGGUUGUUGAGGAAGCCUAAACAUUGCUGGAUUCGUUCCUUAGUUUCAUUUUGUGACUGUGUGUGGACUGGAGAUGGGUGGCGUGCUGAGUGGGUGUGAGGAGAGUUUACGUAGUCUUGAAAUAGCGCAUUUAUGUGCAGAUGAAGUUGUUUAAAAGGUGUUGUUUUUUUCUGUAUCUACAAUUAAGCAUUUUUAUGAUUAAAUUAACACUGAAACAAUGA